ACAGGUAAAUAGCAGACACUCUAAGGUUUGGCAAAUCUUUAAGAUACUUUUUCAGUCACUAAAAUGUAUACUAAUUAUGUUGUACCUUGAAAGAAUAAUUUUGCUUCCAGAUGUGCUUGUUAGUUUCUUUUUAAAGACUACCAAGCUGCUUCAUUGCAUGCCUUGAUUGGGUAAAAUGAUAAAGGGCCUGAUCAAGUUACAAACUGAAAGUAACAUGAAUUAAAAAUUAGUGUUAUGCUUAGUAUUAGCUUAAGUAAUCACAGUUUUAUGAAUAAUAAUUAUUUAUCAACAGUAUGUCAAAAAAACAAGAAGAAUUAGAUUCUUCAUAAAGUCAGCAACUCAACUAAAUUCCAACUUCCCAAAACUGAAUCCUGAUAGCAAAAUAUGAAAUGUCUGAGAAAUGAUUGAUUUGGUCAAAAUAGCCGUAACUGGGACUAGAACUUUUACUGCUGAAAUUUACUAGAAUUAAAUUUGGAAAGUUAAAUAAAGAAUUAAAAAAUCUUUGAGGUGUUCUACUUAAUCUCUGUCCAUAUGUCUUGUUGAUUGUCUCUACCUCUUAAAUUAGGUAAUAUGAGUUGGAAGUUAGCUGAUGUUGGUUACUGGUCCUACCAAGGAGUUAAUCACAGUAUUCAAGGAAAUGGUGGACCUGAGUGCACUAAUUUUUUGUCUUUGUACCGCCGUGUAUGGGAAACUUUAAUUGCUUGUGCCAUUGGAUUCUUUGGUCUUUAUUAUGGGCUUAAGAGAUGUACUCUGCCUCCAGUUCCAAAAGUAUUUCGAGAAGAUAGAGGAGGGAAAAGAUUACUUUUAGUGCUGAUGUGUUUAGUGUUUGGAAUCGAAAUAGGUUUCAAAUUUUCAUCAAGAACCAUGAUAUAUAUUUUAAAUCCAUGCCAUGUCAUUACUACUAUACAAAUAUUUCUUCUUGCUGCCCCUCCUACAUCCAAAACUGUCACAUUCUUGUUCAGAAUCCAAAAUCAUUGCCUCUAUGGAGCAGUUUUGGCGAUUCUUUUUCCUGUUCUAAAUACUCGAAAACGACCAUUGGAAUUAGAGAUAUAUUGGAUUCAACAUUUUUUAAUUCUGAUUACACCUUUUUAUUUGCUCAGAACUGGAAUAUCAGGAGUUUACUCUUUGGAACCAUUAGCAGAUAUGAGUUGGGCUGCCUUGACUCUAGGACUUGUGUUUUUAUACCAUUUUUUACCUCUUCAAAUCUUAGGAAUGCUAACAGAAGUGAAUUUGAACAACAUGGUUUGUCCUGCAGUUUCAGAUCCAUUUUAUGGUCCGAAUUAUCGUAUUUAUGCUUUAUUCCACCAAGCUGCACUUAUACUUCUCAUUGGAAAAAUAUAUUCCAAAAUCAGUUUACUUUUACUUGAAGCAAUGGGAACUUUAGUGUGGACUGGUGAUAAACUUAUUACUACUGCAACAUCCAAAGAAAAACAAAUAUGUGUCACAUGCAAAGCUCAGUUGAUACAUGAAGGAUCUCAAAGCACUAGUAAAAGCCAUAUUAAUUAGAAAUUAAGCUAGGUUUUAGUUUUUAAAGGGCAAAAGCUCAUCAAGUACACUGUUAUCUAAAAUUGUAUCAAUGUGUUUUUGUUGGAUCUUGAUUGAUACUCAUUUUUCUUUGGAUAGUUAAAUAAACCAUAUUUUCAGAACAAAUUAAAAAUAUGCAAUUUACAGGGUUGCCACAGGUGACUGAAAUGCGACUAUUUGCAACUAUUUACGACCUGAGGCGACUAUGGCUACUUUUUUUGCCUGAAAAGGCUAUAAAAGCAACUAUUUUCAGGAAAAGGAGACUAUUGGGAGACUUUUCUCUGCUAGCAAUGUUUUUUUUUUUUUUUAAGCAAAAAUUGGGUUAACAACCUGUGGCCCGCGGUAGCUUCUGAACAUAGUGAAAUUUUUUUCUAAAAAAUAUUCAAUUGCAAAUUUGAGUCAUCACUUUUUAAUGCACUCAAUUUGCACAGAUUCCAUUGUGAAUUUAUUUUGUUUCUCAAUCGCCUUUUCAACAGUUAUUGCUAUGAAACUCUGCAUGAUUUUAAAGAACCCAAUUUUUAAUAUGAUACUAUGAUGCGGGAAUUUCGAAUUUUAGAAAAAUAUAUGUAUAUUUGCUAAAUCAAUUAUUGAUAAAAGGAAAAAUUAUGUGAAAGGGAAAAUUAAUAGAAAGAGUGUUUUUUUUUAGCAAAAAAUUAUUUUUCUUCAUUAAUUCUGGCAUUUAAGAGUUUAAUGUUCUGCAAAUAUGCUAAUUUUUUUAUAUAAAGAACGUUUAUUUAAAAAUUAUCAUAUUGGCCAUCAACUUGGCUGAAUGAAUCAUGGUAUAUUACAAUGAAGUCAUUUAAUAAAAUUUUAGUCAUAUUUUUGAAAAUUUUUUGUUCUUAUUUAGGCAACUAUUUUCAUAAUUUUAGGCUACUAGAAGCAACUAUUUUGUUCAUUUUUUUCUGUGGCAACCCUGAAUUUACGUGCAGACAAAAUUUUAACAUUAGGGGAAAAAAACUGCUUGCAUAAGACUAUUUCUUAGAAAGUAAAGUGGUUUUUAAUUAUGCACUUUAUAAAAUUAACUCUGGAAUAUGAAUAUUAUUUGUUUAUUUUAACAAGGCAUAUUUUCAAAAAAGAAACAAUGGACUUUUUGUCUGCACAUAACAUGCAUAUUUUGAAAGUACAUGAAGAUAAGGCUUAUUUUUAUAUUGUUAUACAGUGCUGUUUUCAGAGAUCUACAAAAGCAUGUUGUUCAAAUUUUAAACUUCAGUGUGUUGUCAGGGGAUGCCAUCUGCCAUAGAUUGUCUGUUGUAACUAUUAGUUAGUUUGCAUUUUGGUAGUUCAUGAUUCAAGAUUAUAAAAUGAAAAUGUACUACCUUAAGUUUAAAUAUAUUUGAAUCAAUGUAGUAUUUAUUUAGAAUUGCUAUUCAAUUGAUCAUUUAGUUAGCAAAAAUUUGUUUUCAAUCAAAAGUAUAGCUCUUUAUAUACACUCCGAUUUAUCAAUUUAAAUCAAAAUUUACUUUUAAUACUAUUUAUAGGAUAUGGUAGUUGUUCUAACUGUCUCAUUACAUAAUCAUUCUAUUGUGAGAAACUUGCUUUUAAGUUUCUUUUGUGUUUUAAAUUAUUAAUAGCGAUUUAAUCUCUUGAGAAUUAUGACUUCUUUUGAAAAUCUUCACCAAUCCCUAGAUAACUAAACAGUCAUAAAUUGAAAGCCCGGUUUUUGCAGCUUUUACAAAAUCAGGAUAUUGUUGUAGCCCUUUAGCAUUUUCAAAAACAGCAAUUAUUAUCACUUAUCUACAUUUCAAUAAGAAUUUAAAAGUGUUUUCCUUAAUCUAAGCUAAGUUUCUCUAUAUGUAAAGAAAUUAUGAAAUUUGAAAUGUUUCUAAUUUAUAGUGUAUGACUGGAGUAAAUAAGUACAGAAUAAUAUUUAUUUUUCAUUUUCUAUUACUUUGCAACAGGGCUGAAGGCUCUUUACUGAGUGGCAUUGGUGCAAAUCGGAUUAGGUUUCCGCCUUAACUGGUUUGCACGUACAUCAUAUGUGCUAUUCUAAGUUGGUCCUAAUUUGCUUACCCAUACGCUGUAUUGCAAUUGAUAUUCUUUUCCUGGUUUUACCUUAUUUUUAAUUCUAACAAAAUUAUGUAGUAUCACUGUUUCUACAGAUGGUGUAGUUUUUCCCUGAAAUACUUUUCAUUCAUGAAAGAGGGAAGGAAGCAAGAAUAUAUUUCUUUUUCAUAAUUUUUUUUCUUCUGAAGUUCUGAGAUAAAAUGUUUGCCCAUUUUUCUUAUUCUAAGCCUUUUUUGUCAGCUUUUCAUAAAAAAAAAUUGGCCAGUUAAAGGGUUAAAAGACCCUAUUUUAUUUAUCCUAGGAUUACAAGCAACUACAAGUUAGUUAUCUAGGGUUAAUUGAGGAUAUUAUUUAUUAACAAAAUCCAUCCAUUUAUUAUUUUAGCUCUAAUAUUUGACUUUACUUCUUUCUUUCUAUUAAGAAACUUGGUGCUUUUAAAGAAAUUUGAAGCUUAGAAUGUAUUUUAAUCAACUUGCAACAAUAAAUCUAUGGAAAAUCUUUUUUAUUGACAUCAAAAAGAUAUAUCUUUAAGUUGGCAUCCCUAUACUUUUUCAUAUACUAAAUAAAUAAUUAUUUUGUUUAUACUCUUUCCUUGACAAUUUAAUCUGUAUUAUGACAAGGUGAUUUAUCUAGUCUAUAAAUGUUUAUGAUGUAUGUUACUUAAAUGGAUUUAUUUUUUGUGAAAGUUUUAAUCCUAGAAAAUUAUAUUUACCUUUGUUUAUAUGAAUUUUAUUAGUAUAUAUUUCAUACUGUUUAGUUUAUUAUUUUGAUUAUUUAUUGUAAAUAUUGAAAUUUAAUUACAGUUAAUUUAAAAUUAUUUUGAAUUGAAUACUAUUUUGAUUAAUGAAAUGUUGUAUUAAUUAUUCAACAUUUUGGUAACACAAUCUUACAAGGCUGGAAAAUUCAUUCAAAAACCUUGUUAAAACCAUUAAAUUAGGUAUACAUCAAAUAUAUAUGUUUCACGAGAUUAUUUCAUUUUAUUAUGAUGAAUCGCUUAUCAAGUAUCAAAUAUAGAUUUAAUUUAUUUUAAAAAUUUCAUAUACUGAAUGAGUAAUGAGUUGAUGAAUUUGUAAGUAUUGUUAAUAUUAAAAGAAAGGGUAUCCUGUGUUCAUAAUUCAAAUGGAGUUAUCAAUUAUUUUUAAAAUCUCCUUUUACCUCAUAAUUUUUAAAUUUAAAAAGAUUUACAAUUAUAUUUCUAAUCUUAUUUCCUUCAUUCUGAUUUGAUGAAUAACUCAUUGGUAACCAUAUCUACUUUAAAAACUUAAUCCUUGGCAGUCAUAUUUUGGUUACUAUCUAACCCUUUAUUGGUCUUAUGAUUUUGUAGAAAACUGUUUUAAAAGCAGGGCUUAUAAUUUUUUAUUCAAAAUAUUUCUAUAAAACUGAGUAUAAUUUUGAAUUUUUAGCUGGAAUUAGAAGAAAAAUUUAAAAAUGGCUAAAUGUUGGUUUUCCAGCAAAGAGAAAAUUUUUUUAAAAACUUGAAUUUUAUUACACUUUUGCAUCAUAUAAAUAAUUGAUAAAUUUCGAAGCAUGGGAUGCAAAGACCAACAUCACAAUUUGGUCAGUUAUUGAGUCGGGAAACUACAUCUCUUUUAGAACAACAAACUUGGCAUUCUCUUCAUGGUUGGAAGGUAUCUGCCUAAUAAAAAAAUCUUUAAAUCUAACUGUUUAGAUUCUACAAGCUCGGCCAGCCUCUUUUUACAAUGAUAUUUAAUAAUGCAUUCAAAAGCACACACAGUCACAAGUGCUAUUCUCUGGUUUAAAAUUAGCUGUCCCUAAACACAUUGCAAAUACAGGGUUUCCACUCCACAGGGAAAACCUAGAAAAUACAAGGAAUUUUGUUUCUUAUUUUUGUCUUUUAAAAAAUGGUGACCACUCAAAGCCUAAUCUUGGGAUAUUUCAGCUUUUCUAGCAUUAUUUAAGUAUGUUCAGCUGUUUUUCAAGCAAUUAAAACUAACAAAUAUGGUUAACCCCAUAUAGCUCACACAAAAGCACAGUAAUUGUUGUUUCCUCUUUAUAUAUUGUGUUUAAUAUGUGCAGGGAAUUUUUUCCCCUGAUUUGAGUGGCAACCCUGAAAUAGUCUGGUACUGCCAUCUGGUGUAUAGAUUGAGAAAUAAAAAUGAUUUCGAGGAUCAGAUUUAAAUUACUUUUUGAACACUCCAGCUUGAAAAUAUUGCAUGUACAAGAAAAGGGUGAAACUUAAUCUUUUUCUUUACAUCAAAAUUAUUUGAAUUCGGUUAUAAUAAUAGAAAUCUGUGUCCAAGAGCAAAAUUGCAACCGCAAAUGUUCAUGUACUGAUAUAGUAAUAAACUUAUAUUGGUUCUAUAGAGAUAUAUUUGUGCUUCAAGCGUUUUCAAAUAAUACUGUUAAAAUGAUCCUUAUUUCUUAUAUUCUGUUAUACAAAAAUUAUGAGGUAAAAAAACUUUCACUAUAAUUUUUAACUGCUUUGAAUACAUUUAAAAAGAAAAAUAAUUUUAUAACAUAUUUAAACUAGAAAUUUUGCAUUAAGACAUAUUUCUCGGCAACAGGCAGUCGAAAAUAUGUUUCUCACUUUAUUGCAUUAUAAAUAAAAACGCCUUACACUGAUUGAAAACUGCUAUUUAAGAUAUUCUCAUAUUGUUAUUAUGCCACUUCUGUCACUUUUGCAUAAAAUCAUUGUCCUCAUAUUUAUGACUAUGAUUUGUAUAAACACUUACACUCAACGAUAUAUAUCGAAUUGAAAAUAAAUGCACCAAAUUUGGAAAUUCUGCAUCCUGCAAAUGCAAUAAUGAAACAAUUCAAAUGUCACAUUUUUGGUUGUUAAAAAAAAUCACAAAACUGUUUUAGAUAAAGUUUAAUUGUGUCAUUAACUGGUACAAAGCAUUUAUCCUAUGCCAAUUUGAUUAAAAUGCAAAGUAUUGAAAUUUAGAAAACUUUAUAAUAGUAUUAACCCACUGGCGGUUAAGGAAAUGGGCAAAAUAGGGAGAAUGUUUCUCCCCUACACACAGAUCCCCUAUCAGUUAACAUGGGAAAACCGGUUUUGCUAUGCAGAGAAGACUGCAGGUUAAAAUGCGACUUUUUACGUGCAGAACCGUCAUUGGGUUAAAUCAUUUUCACAAAGUACUAAUGUAAUGUUAGAUGUAUUACACUCUCUUUAAAGUCUUUUUUUUCCUUAUAGUUAUUAUAGUAAUACAUUUCUAUUAUUAAUGUGUGUAUAACAUAUUACUACCUUUUUCACAGUUAAGAAGAUAUAAAAUAGAAAUUUAGUACGCAAUGUUUCUAAUAUAGAAUUAAGGUUAAAAAAAUAUUAGCUUUUAAUUAUUCAGAAACAAUAGAUGAAAAUAUACUGUAAAAUUCAUUGUUACUUUCAAGCUGUAAUGUGAUUGUUAUUUUUUAUUUUGAAUUGAAAAUAAAAUAAUUUUUUUCUA
Parasteatoda tepidariorum (common house spider) is the source of this 6932-nucleotide messenger RNA. RefSeq names its product transmembrane protein 164. The record is from RefSeq and is a predicted model, not a curated record. NCBI's taxonomy places the organism in Eukaryota, Metazoa, Arthropoda, Arachnida, Araneae, Theridiidae.